AAAAUAAUAAUAAUAAAGUGCAAAAGAAUAUGUCGCAUUUCUCGUAUUCUGAAGUCUUGACGGAAGCGGCGGGCGUGAAGAUCGUAACGUCUCUACCUAAAGAAGAUGUGAAUUCACUUCGGCCUGGAAGGAUAAUCCUUAAAAUGCGGAAAGUCAACGCAGAGUCAUACAUGCAUGGUAAAUCUUGUGGGUUUCACUUGACCAAAUCGAAAUGGGAUCCGUAUCCAUGGGUCAGCCAUGUCGAAAAUAAUAGUCCUGCUGACUUAGCAGGAUUGCGAGCGGGCGAUUGUUUAUUGGGCAUUGACGACACCGAUUUGUUAGGUAUGAAGAUUAAAGACGUCGCUACUUUAAUUCGUAACGAGGAAGGUGUGCGAGAUUUAAAUUUUUUCGUUUGGAGAUACACGCAUCAAAAUGAGGAACAGAAUGAUACUGGAUUAGCCUUGAAAGGACCACUUCCAAAUAUAGCCAGAAAUCUUGCAAACGCGUUAUCAGGAACGGUCCGCGUGUUGGAAUGUCCGAUUUGCUUGGAAAGCGCUGCUCCUCCAGUCUCGCAGUGUGUUCACGGUCAUAUCCUGUGCGUCGUCUGUAGGCCAAAGACGACACGUUGUCCUAUCUGCAGAGUCCGACUCGGUCAGGGCCGAUGCCUUCUCGCGGAUAAACUGCAUAGAGCACUUCGCGAUGCCUUCAAUAUGGAUAAUGAUGAGACGGUAGACAAGGCACCUGUUACAACCAAUCGUUGUAACUUACGUGACCAAUUGUUCGGUAAAAGUAACAAGAGACAAGAGACUCCGGUUGUAAACCGGUCAAAGAACAAUUGUGCUACGUUGAAACCGAGACAAUUUUUAUUGGCCAGAUUGUUGCUUGGGGGCAGAGAAAAAGCUGCUUCCGUGGAUAAUCUAAUGCGAGUAUCUGAAAUGUCGGAAGAAGCCGCGGCGAUUUCUGAUAAAAUGACAAAUAUUAACAGUUUACGCGUGCGAUUGUCCUUAAAUGAUCGCACAAAGUCAGCCAGUACCGGCGAGUUGUCAAGAGACAGUGAAGCUCGCAACCAUGAUUCUUCUUCACAGAUUGCAGAAUCAUCCGCGACGAAUGCCUGCAGUCAACAAUCCCUGAGUUUACCCCAGACGCCAAUCUGGGGUGGUUCCACGGAUUCUGUGACUUGUAUACAGUUAACGUGUCCUCUUUUGCAAUCUUGCAGAGAAGUAGUGCCGUCUGACUUACUGCUGGAACACAUCAGGACUCACGCGGUGCCGCAAGUUCAUUUCUAUUCCGGAAAUGCAAAACUCCCGUUUCCGCUUCCUUUCGGUCGCAACGCUAUUUAUAUAUUCCACCAUGGAAACAACAUGUUUUUCUUUCAGUAUGGAGAAGAAACAGCCUGGAUGUCAAAUCCCUCUAAAAUAGCAUAUUCAAACAGUACAUGGGAAUGGACAUUGCACGCCUGGGGUGACAAUGGUACAGAAGUACAAUUACGAAGACAUGUAGUGAGUCUCGAGGAUUCCGCGAUUUUGUCUUCGCAACAUAUUGCUCCAUUGCCAAACGCGUUACUGUUGAAGACUAUUGAAAUACAAAUAUCAGAAUAUGGAGCACACAAUAAAUUCUAUAUGUAAAGAAAAUAAUAUAUCUGUUAUAUUUAAUAAAUGUAUUAUUCACAAUUCA
This is a messenger RNA of Solenopsis invicta (red fire ant), 1653 nucleotides long. RefSeq lists its product as uncharacterized. Gene Ontology annotation, cellular component: cytoplasm. Bases 30 to 1604 code for a protein of 524 amino acids. Gene Ontology annotation, biological process: proteasome-mediated ubiquitin-dependent protein catabolic process; multicellular organism development. Gene Ontology annotation, molecular function: ubiquitin protein ligase activity; ubiquitin conjugating enzyme binding. Lineage: Eukaryota; Metazoa; Arthropoda; Insecta; Hymenoptera; Formicidae. The transcript has 4 exons. The record is from RefSeq and is a predicted model, not a curated record.